Sycon ciliatum is the source of this 2003-nucleotide messenger RNA. RefSeq lists its product as uncharacterized. Gene Ontology annotation, molecular function: L-galactose dehydrogenase activity. The transcript has 3 exons. Bases 558 to 1610 code for a protein of 350 amino acids. Gene Ontology annotation, cellular component: cytosol. Lineage: Eukaryota; Metazoa; Porifera; Calcarea; Leucosolenida; Sycettidae. The record is from RefSeq and is a predicted model, not a curated record.
UCAGCCCUCACGCUUCGGUCGGAUGAUGACAGUCGGCAGUCGAGUCGGUCGACACUUGGAAGUCUUUCGUCCUGCAUGCAGACUGAAGUCCCUUCAACAAUGUCUGUUCACUUUUUGCACUCUCAGCCAGCACAGCUCAAUGUGGCGCCGUUUGACUCGAGCUCCGUCACAUGACGAAAAAAUAGUCAUUGUCAUUGGUUGGAAUUGUCAGUCAGCUGUUUAGGCCAGCAGAUCAGCUGCCCGGUAUAGUCAGCUAUGCGUAACCUCGUGACCAAUGCUCCACCAAGUCCCUCGAGUUUCAUCUAUUUGUGCAGUUACAGCACAGACAACGAGCGCGGAUCAAAGCUUCUACGGACAUGCCCCCACGAUCCUUGUGCCUGUAGCGGUUCAAAGUAGUUGGCAGACUAGACUGGCAUCCCACCGACUCGAUACUUCCAAGACAAAUCUGUGGAAAAGAGCGUAACGUCGUUUGUUUGUUGCCCAUCGCUGAGCUGAGAGACUAAUCCGGUUAUUCAGACAUAGCGCUGUCGGAGCAGCGCACUCAGUCACUACACGCGAUGGGUGAGCUACCAGCAACGUACGUGGAGGGGUUUCAUGACAAGGAGGCAGUGCUUCGUAUGCCAUACCGUGUCCUGGGUAAAACUGGUCUGAGUGUAUCCAUCAUCAGCCUAGGUGCGUCCUCGCUGGGUAGCGUGUUUCACGCAACCAACGAGGAGGAGUGUAUUGAGCUGGUCAAGGAGGCGGUGCGCUCCGGUAUCAACUACAUCGACGUGGCACCUUUCUACGGGCAAACCAAGGCUGAGACCGUGCUGGGAAAGGCACUGAAGGUCAUCCCUCGCCAGGCGUACUACCUGACAACUAAGGUGUGCCGCUAUGGGGCGACACCCGAGGACAUGUUCGACUUCUCCUAUGAGCGUGCAGUGAAGAGUGUUGAUGAGAGCCUUGCCCGCUUGAAUGUGGACUGCAUUGACAUAUUGCAGGUUCAUGACAUGGAGUUUGCUCCCAGCUUGGAUAUUGUGUUGAAUGAGAGUUUACCGGCCGUAGCUGCCAUCAAGGCGGCGGGCAAGUGCAAGUUCAUUGGCAUCACCGGCUAUCCAAUGGACAACUUCCGUAACGUGAUCGAGAAGAGCAAAGUGCCGAUCGACUCCAUCCUCACAUACUGCCGAUACAGCCUGAACGACACAUCCCUGUUGGGCUUGCUGGACUUCCUGGUGGAGCGUGGUAUUGGCAUUGUCAAUGCCUCGCCAAUCUCAAUGGGCCUGCUUUCCAACCGUGGACCACCAGAGUGGCAUCCUGCAACUGAGGAAAUAAGGGUCGCUUGUAAAGCAGCAGCCGAGUACUGUAGCGAGCGUGGCAUUGACAUUGCAAAGCUGGCAAUGGCGUUCUCGCUGGCGCACACAACGAUCAGUACGACCCUCGUCAGCACAUCAAGCAUUGCCAACCUGCGCCGCAACCUGGCUGCUGUUACUGCUGUGCUCACCGAAGAUGAGAAAGCCGCGAUGGAGCACGUCAGGAAAGAAAUAUUCGACAAGCUCUCGUCGCCGCACUGGGAGCAGAAGGAAGUUGAUAAGUACUGGGAACAACGUGGUGGCAAGCCACAGUCUGCUUGAUGUGAGGCUAGCCUACCCUGCUCAGAGCCACAGCUUCGGUGUGCUGGUGCGGCGUAUCAUCAUGCAGCUGCAACGCACUGACGUAGACCGUAGUGUGUUCCGGUGUAUACACCGUUAGGAAAUUGAGGCCGCGGUGAGAGGGCACCUACUCGAGAUUGGUGCACUCCCUACACAACAGCUAGUAUGGAUUUAAAAUCAGAUGGAAGUUAACUUUAUGUACACUGUACCAUUACUUAUUCUCCUUUGGGACGUACUACGUAUUUUAGUAGUCAAUUUUGACACCCAAUUCAUGAUUAUUCAUGAUUAUUUUUCCGAAGAUGGCCUGGUGCCAUUACUAUUACCCGGUAUGAUCACCACAACGCAAGAGGUUCAAAGAAAGACAUAACCAGAACA